This is a messenger RNA of Neohortaea acidophila, 734 nucleotides long. RefSeq lists its product as uncharacterized. Lineage: Eukaryota; Fungi; Ascomycota; Dothideomycetes; Mycosphaerellales; Teratosphaeriaceae. The coding region runs from base 107 to 574 and encodes 155 amino acids. The transcript has a single exon. The record is from RefSeq and is a predicted model, not a curated record.
CCGAGAAGAUUGUUUGGCAGUGAAUGAGAAUUUUGUGAAUGGAGAAAACAGCGAGCGAACAGAAACGCGAGCAAGGCAACAACUUCAUCACGCGACUCUCACGUGAAUGUGUCGGCGCGUGAAGGCGUCCACUAGUCCAUGCCGUCAUUCAGCAACCACACAUGCACGGCCAUGCUUCAAUGUACUUGGUCGUAAGAACUACUUUGAGACUUUUGUGUUGUUGAGCAUCCGGGGUAGUAUGCAUGUUGCCGGUAUUGCCGCGCGUUUAUUGGUUGCAAGGUCGACCCCCAUCACAGCAUCAAGCCUGCUCCUCCUUUAUCUUCGCGUCCUCCGUAGACACUGCGGUGAGGAGCGAGUCGGCAAGGUCUUGAUCGGAUUCUUCGGGGGUGUGCGUGCUUGCCUGGGGCGCAGUCUCCGUGGUAGACUUCUGGUUCCGUUUCGCAGCACGACGUUGGCGUCUGACGCGCUGCAGUUGCCAUGUUACUCACAGUCUUCGCCCGAUGGGGUUCGCUACCCGACAAACCCUGCAAUCUUCACACGUCUGCAGCAGUCUGCCAGCCUUCAUAAAACUUGAAGGGGGUUUGUGUUUCGCACAAUCUGUGCAGCAUUGGUCAUCGGCCAUGGUGUGAAGUCGUGAUUUGCCAGCGGAAAUUGAGCGAGAAGGAAUGAGUCUAACGAGCGAGCCUGCGAUAAAGGAGCGGGUAAUCGCUUCGGGACGGCGGUGGAGAGACGAG